AUGAGUUUAGAUCGGACCGCCAUGAGAUCAAUGAUGAUGAUCGCACUUACCAUUGCACAGGAGAUUAUGAGCUCUGAAGUGGAUGAUACGUACGUCUGGUAUCCGGAGCCGGGGAGAGGUACAGGUACGUUUUCAGCUAGAGAUACAUGGAGGGCCUUGCAUCCUUAUCCAGUAGAAGUAGUAUGGCAUAAGGCAGUGUGGUUCUCCGGGAGAAUACCGAAGCAUGCUUUCAUCUCUUGGGUAGCAGCAAGGGAUAGAAUGGUUACAAGGGAUAGACUCUUAAGAUGGGGCUUGACGGUUCCUUCUGCCUGCAUGUUAUGCGUUAGUAAUCAAGAGAACCGCGAGCACCUAUUCUUCGAUUGUGCUUAUAGCAAUUAA
Messenger RNA from Brassica oleracea var. oleracea, 378 nucleotides. RefSeq lists its product as uncharacterized. The transcript has a single exon. NCBI's taxonomy places the organism in Eukaryota, Viridiplantae, Streptophyta, Magnoliopsida, Brassicales, Brassicaceae. The record is from RefSeq and is a predicted model, not a curated record. The coding region runs from base 1 to 378 and encodes 125 amino acids.